This is a messenger RNA of Metarhizium brunneum ARSEF 3297, 2340 nucleotides long. The record is from RefSeq and is a predicted model, not a curated record. NCBI's taxonomy places the organism in Eukaryota, Fungi, Ascomycota, Sordariomycetes, Hypocreales, Clavicipitaceae.
AUGGACGCAAUUGACAUUGGGGCUCCUACACCCACCCCGUUGCCCGAUCCCCCGGUCAAGGACUUCAUGACGGAUGCUCAAUGGGAAACGCUCUACGCUCUUCUAGACGGUGUAUUGCCUUGCAUCACCUCAACUACCUCUUCUGAUGUCAAAGACAAAAACUCCGGCAUUCUACUAUCCGACACUGAUUUCGAAGCUCUCAUCGACGACUGCACUGCCGCCCUCUCGAAUCCUCCUUCGAGACACAAGAUUAAGGAGUAUCUCGAAUUUCGCCCCUCUCAAGAUGAAAACUUCCGUGACGAUUGCCUGCGAUCCCUCGCCAUUGUUCCCCAGAGGAACCAGCUGAUCAAGAUCUUGAAUCUCCUCGGCACCGUAGUAGCCGCCCCUUCAAACCUGCUUUUCCUCUAUGCGGCGAAUGAGGUCGACUGGUCAAUACAAGUUUUGCUGACCAUCCGUUCUCGCAAUAGUGGCCAUGCAGGUAGCAUGCUUCUGACCGGCUACUGGACUCCAAUCACUCAGCAGCCAACAAAGGUUCGAGAAGCCAUUCUCAAGUCAUGGGCCACAUCCCGCCUCACUCCCUUGCGCAUGCUGGCAAAGGCUCUUGCGCAAAUGGCUCAGAAAGCAAACGCCAUCCACAGCCCUUACUUCAGGGAGAUUUCCGGCUACUCGGACGCUCCCAAGGACUGGAAACCUGUUGAGGGAUAUGAAUAUAACUUUAUUCGGGUGCCUGCCGGUACCGGCGUGCACGAAAUCACUACUGACGUAGUCAUUGUCGGAUCUGGCUGUGGAGGAGCUGUCUCGGCCAAGAACAUCGCCGAGGCUGGUCAUAAAGUCCUUGUUGUUGACAAGGGCUACCACUUCCCACCGUCCCAGCUUCCCAUGACACAAGCAUCCGGUUCUCAUCAUCUGUUCGACGCCGGUGGUGUUUUCUUUUCGGACUCGUCGAGCAUGGGAGUCGCGUGCGGUGGCUGCUGGGGCGGCGGUGGCACGGUGAACUGGAGCGUCUGCUUCCGACUACAGGACUUUGUGCGUGAGGAGUGGGCUGCUGCCGGACUGCCUCUAUUCACAUCCAGCGACUUUGACGACAGCAUGGACCGCGUCUGGGACUUCAUUGGGGCCAGCAAGGAUGCCAUCCGCCAGAAUCCGCGAAACCAAGCUCUGCUAGAUGGAACUCAGAAACUUGGCUGGAAGGGUGGAGUUGUGGAGCAAAAUACAGGCGGCAAGGAACACUACUGUGGUCAGUGUCACCUUGGUUGCGGCUCAGCGGAGAAGAGAGGUCCUACGGUGGCCUGGCUGCCGGCUGCCGGUGACGCGGGUGCUGAGUUUAUGGAAGGUUUUGCUGUGGACAGGGUUGUCUUUGCAGAGGACGGCGUCACCGCCGUUGGAGUGGAAGGCACAUGGACUGCUAGAGAUGAGAACGGCGGUGUACACACGCCACAGAACACUCGAACGCAGCGGCGUGUGGUCGUCAAGGCUAAGAAGGUCAUAAUCUCAGGCGGUUCCAUGUGGAGUCCGCUUAUUUUGACCAAGAGUGGUAUCAAGAACCCCAAUGUCGGAAAACACCUUCAUCUGCAUCCCGUCAACUUGGUGUCAGCUAUCUUUGGCAAAAAGGACCUGGCGUCAUGGGAAGGGGGUAUCAUUACAUCUUACGUCGACGAGUUCGAGAAUUUAGACGGAAAAGGUCAUGGUGUGAAGCUAGAACCUGUUGUUAACGUUCCAUACGCUACAUACUCUUUACAGACAUGGAGGGAUGGCAUUGACGCCAAAUUACUAGCACUGAAGUAUCGACACAUCGGUACCUUCAUCGUACUAACCCGGGAUCGCGACACCGGCCGCGUCUACCCUGACCCUCGAAAGGGCACGCCACGCAUCCAGUACGACACAUCUGACUUUGACCGCGAACAUACCAUCGAGGGUAUCAUUGCCCUGGCCAAGAUCUGCUACGUCACAGGGGCGACCGAGAUCAGGCCUCACCUUCAUCACCUGGAGCCGUUUGUGGCCAGCGACGGGGGCAAGCGACAGGCUGAGCACCAGGCCGGCAAGGACCCCGAGUUCACCGACCCGGAAUUUGCCGCCUGGAUCAAGAAGCUGCGCGUGGCCGACAACCAGGGCCCAACUGCGAUGUGGAUGUCAGCUCACCAGAUGGGCUCGUGCCGCAUGAGCGCCGAUGAGGACACUGGCGUUGUUGACAUGAAGGGCAAGGUAUGGGGAGCGAACAACUUGUACGUCGCGGACGCGAGUGUCUUCCCUAGUGCCAGUGGUGUCAACCCCAUGGUUACGGCCAUGGCCUUGGCAGACUGGAUCUCGCGGGGCGUCGCUAGUGAAUUGGCUGGAGAGUAG